GGAAAUGCGGAAUUGCUCAUUGAGACUUGAGAGCUCAUAACGAUGCUGCGCAAUGCCCGGUUCCAGCUUCUCACUUCACUGAGGCCACAGUUCGAUCUGAGAUACGCAGAGCAUAUUUGUCCGUCGGCCGUAGACCCCAAAAGAAGAUGUUUUGUUAGGCUUUUUAGAUUCAGUACUCGUCUGAGCGGAGCUUGGAGGGAAGUGAUCGGAAUAGAUUUCGGAACUACCAACUGUCGUGUGGCUGUCAUGGAGAAGGAUGGAAAUCCUAAAAUGAUUGAGCUUUCUGAUCGAAAAAUAUGCAUGCCAUCAGUGGUUUCUUUCGAUCAAAAUGGGAAAACAAUUGUUGGAGCUCAUCCAAAAGAUGCCAUCUCAGAUAAAACUGUAAUUGGGAUCAAGAGAUUGAUUGGCCGUUCAUAUGAUGAAGAUGCCAUGGAAUUACAGAAGCUGAAGAAAAUGAUUCCUUAUGAGAUAAUCCCACCAGAUUCUGAAGAAGAAGAAGAAGAAGAAGCUUGGAUCAAAUUAACCAAUGGGAAAAAGUACUCCCCCGCCUAUAUAGCUUCCCUUAUCAUUGGCAGAUUGAUUGAUGAAACUGCUAAAUGCCGCGGAAACACAUAUGCUUCACAUGCAGUAAUUGCCGUACCUCCAUUCUUCGAUCAAGAUCGAACUUUUGCUUUAAGAGGAGCAGCAGAACGCCAUUCGCCAUGCGUGGAUGUAAUUGAUGAGUCGCUCGCUGCUUCACUUUACUACUUGACAAAGACGAACAGACAAAAAGGUUGCUUUGCUGUAAUAGAUCUCGGUGGAGGAAGCUUUGAUAUCUCCAUUGUUAAUGCCUCAAAUGGCUUAUCCGGGCCUGAUAUGAAGACAAUAGCUACAAAACAUGUUGAUUCAGUAACCGGCGUCGACUUAGACCAUGCGAUAAUGGAAUUAUUGUUGAGGAGAUUGGAGCAGGAAACAGGGGAGAAAAUCCAUAAGCUUGGUCUCUCUGCUCACUCAUCAGUUGUUCGGAGAGAAGCCGAGAGAGCAAAGAUCGAAUUUUUUUCCUCAUCGGCGCUUCAUAGCAGGAUCAACCUGGCUGUUAGAUGUGUACAAGGAAUUAGCGAGCAGCUUGAAAUUUGUUUGGAAAGAUCUGAAUUUGAGGACUCCAUGAAAGAGGCGAUCUUGAAGGUGAAAGAUUUGUGCUGGAUCUGUUUAAAGGAGGCAAAUAUGAAACCAAAACAAGUGGAUGAGAUUAUUCUUGUGGGUGGUAUGAGCAGAGUUCCGAGAGUUUGGGAAAUAGUUGAAGAGAUAUUUGGGAAGAGACCGAGCGAGGAGGUGAAUCCGGAUGAAGCUGUGGCUUUGGGAGCUGCAAUUAAGGCUAAUCUUAUUGCAAAUAAAAACGAAAAUCUUGUAAGUUAUUCAUUGUAACAAUUUUUCUAAGUAAUUUCUUAACGCCGUUAAUGGUGCUAAGAAAUUAUUAGGAGAAAUUUUUAGCAGAUUUUGCUAAUGACUGUAGAAGUUGUUUGGGGAAGAUUGUAAUUUUGUAAUUUGCAGUCACGAUUAAUGGAAACUAUUUGGUUAACUUA
This is a messenger RNA of Dendrobium catenatum, 1562 nucleotides long. Its product is annotated as heat shock 70 kDa protein, mitochondrial. The record is from RefSeq and is a predicted model, not a curated record. Gene Ontology annotation, biological process: protein refolding; cellular response to unfolded protein. Lineage: Eukaryota; Viridiplantae; Streptophyta; Magnoliopsida; Asparagales; Orchidaceae. Gene Ontology annotation, cellular component: mitochondrion; cytoplasm. Gene Ontology annotation, molecular function: ATP hydrolysis activity; ATP binding; heat shock protein binding. Bases 43 to 1404 code for a protein of 453 amino acids. The transcript is spliced from 4 exons.